AUGAAGGAAGAUCUAAAAAGUCUAAAAGAAAACUUUCUGCGGAUCGUUGAGGCGGCCCGGUACGAAGAGCGCUCCCAAUUGAGUAAAACAACCGCUAGUUUAUACGAUACAUCACAAGUUCAAGUCCGAGCGGCGAAAAUCGUUCUUGCAGGAGAAAACCUCAUGAAACUGAUUGCAGAACUUAAAACUUUCCUCGUAAUCUACGAUUUCCCAGCUAUCAACGAAAAUCUUAAAAAACGAAAUAGCGCCCUUGAUGAAGAGACGAAAAAGAUCAAGUCGAAUCUUUUAUCAAUCCGCGAGGAACUUGGCGAUCAACUUUAUCCAGGCGAGGAUGAGUACUACUCUACCUUGCGUCCGCUAAAGUCCACGGUCUAUUCGCAACCGGAUACGGAGCCCGAAAACUUCAUUCAAAACGGGCAUAGAAGUAACCUUCCCCAACCAAUGCAAAACUAUGUUCAGAUCGUUGAUGAUCCUAUUAUGGAAGGGGGCCGCGCAAAUGGUGAAAACGGUCUCGUCAGUAGUCUCGCGCUGUUGCCCGAUCCCCAAGAGCAUAUUUGCUUCGACAAGAGUGAAUUUAUGCGUGACAAUCACCGGGUCGAACAAUUCGUCUCAGACUGCAGGAGGCGUGUUCCACUUGAAAAACUGAGAGAAGACCUUGAACAAUACUUUCGCCUACUAAAAACUGCCAUGGUUGACCUUAUUAACAAAGACUACGCUGAAUUUGUGAACUUGUCCACAAACCUUGUAGAUCUUGAUAAAGCUAUAAAUCAGCUGAAACCUCCCCUCACUCGAAUCAAAAGCGACGUAGAAAUUAUCGCCUCUGAAAUAGACUCCGGACUCUGUCGAAUAAAAAGCCUUCUGGAACGAAAGAGAGAGAUCCUGUCUAAGAAGCUACUUUUGAAGCAUAUGAUCGGCCUACAAGAAAAGCUCAUGCUACUGGAGACAAAUGAAGCGCUCCCUCUGCACGAGUCCGCAGAAAUUUGGAAUCAGCUCCAGCAUCACUCUAAAAACACAAAAGGAACCGCUUUAGCUGCAGAGCUAACAGACCGCAUCUCAUUUGUUGAAAGUCGCUUCCUGGAUCGACUUGAGAACGCUUUUAUUGAUGCUCUUGGUGACGAGAAUCUUGAUAGCCUCCACAUGAUUCUCUGGUCCUUCUCCUCUAUUGAUAGAGCAUCUGUCGCAGAGUCUCUCGUCCGUCAGCAUUUGUGCAAGCCCUACGUCAAGCAGUGCUUCUCCGAAAAGACAACCAACGAACUUAGCCAAAUUUUAAACUCACUGCUCGAUCUUGUUCCAACCUACAUUUCACCUCUGCAAAACGUAAUCGACGGCAGACACAAUGAAAAAUCACCGAUCUACGGGUUUGAUUUCAUCACCAACAGUGUCUUUCCAGAAAUAGUAUCCGGCUUACAGCGAUAUUUACCUAGUCUAUUUAUCCCCUCCGAAAAUGUUCAUGAUUUCCGUGAGCGCUACAUUCUAUCGAUGGACUUUCUAGAUCAGCUGGAACGUCAGUGCUCGUCACAGUCUUCCGUUAUACGCCUUCGUAGCGAGCAAAGUUACCACACGUUCCACUCUUCUUUCUCCCUUGAAAGCUAUUUUUCAAUUGUUUCCAAAGAAAUCAUUCAAGAAUGCGAAGAUGCCUUUAAAUCUGAUUUACAACGUGACAAAUCAGCAGAUGCUGUUUUUAAUCUUGUAAUUACAACGAGGAUAACGGAGUUACUGAGAAAGUGCCUCUCAGAAGAUACUAUGUUGCCUCCUGCCCGUCACAAUUUUUUCCUGCUUCAAAUUCAGAUCAUCUUCCGCUUCAGCAAGUGGGCAUCUGUGCAAAUCGCAGUUUGCUCAGACUAUGGCGAAGAUAUUGAUUAUGCCUCGCUUGUCUGUCUACACGAAGAUCUAUUAAAAUUGAGCACUUUUAUUCCAACUCUCUUCCAAAUAGAAGAUACAGUUAAUGAGUCCGAGACCAUCUUCUCCGCUGCCCACGACGAGAUCAGGAAACGUAUAAGCGAGUCUGUCACUCUCAUAAGAAAAUACGUUCAAGAUCAUAUAAUUGCUCGGUGUCUACCAUUGGUGAAGUCGGUAAACGACAUUCCUCGUCAAUAUCGAAGGACGCAGAGAGUGCCGCCAACAGAGGCGUCUCCUUAUAUUCAGCAACUUUGCGCACCAAUAAGCGAUUUUUGUGAAAAAUGUCCUAAUGUGAACAACUGGACAGAAACUCUCUACGAUAGCAUUGUGGUCGAAUUCCAAAGCACCAUUGUUGACGUCUUAGAAGCUAGCCGCAAGAUGGAAGCAAGUUUAGCAAAAUUGCAACAAAUGCGUAAAAAGCAACAGGGUAAAAACGAUGAUGGACUUAGUGAUGACGAAAAAAUUAGGAAACAAAUUCAACUUGAUGUUGAGUCUUUCAUUCAAAGGUUCCGCGAUCUUGGCGUCCCAGAGACGAACAAAAACGUGCAAAGUCUUCAAGAACUUAUUAGCUUCUGA
Messenger RNA from Oikopleura dioica, 2475 nucleotides. The record is from the annotation of a GenBank genome assembly. Lineage: Eukaryota; Metazoa; Chordata; Appendicularia; Copelata; Oikopleuridae.